AUGUCCCAGACACAAGAGAGUAUGUCCAUAGAAGGUGCACUUGAGCAUCUCAUAACAACAUAUGGAGAACUCAAUGGGUCCGCGAUCGAGGAACUCGAUUGCGAACCGAGCCCUUUAGAAUUCAUGCAAUAUGUCGCCCGCAAUACACCUUUCGUUGUUCGCGGUGGCGCAGCUUCUUGGAGGGCCUUCCAGGAAUGGGACAAGGAUUAUCUCGUCUCGUCACUGGCCGGUCAGUCGGUGAACGUCGCAGUAACACCGCAUGGAAAUGCAGACGCUCCCACAAUGUCCCCGACUCAUGAAUCUCUUCUUUUUGCAAAGCCACAUGAAGAAUACCAGCUCUUCGAGGAGUUCCUCGAUUACAUUAUUGGCCAAGAGACCGACCCUGAUUUCCCCCAAGAUGCUGAAGUCCGGUAUGCACAAACACAAGACGACAAUCUUCGACAAGAGUAUCGGUGCUUAUUUGAAGAUGUGCAAAAAGAUAUACCGUUCGCGAGGAUAGCUCUUCAGAGGCCGCCUGAAGCCGUCAACAUGUGGGUGGGAAAUUCCAGGUCGGUAACAGCCACACAUAAAGACAAUUUUGAAAACAUCUACGUCCAAAUCCGCGGUCGAAAGCAUUUCGUCCUGCUGUCGCCACUUCAUCAUCACUGCAUGAAUGAAAAUCAUCUUCAGCCAGCAACGUAUGCCAGAAAUCCGCAAGGGCAGCUUUCUCUGCUCCCUGAUGAAGACACAACCCCAGUUCCGUUUGCCACAUGGGACCCAGAUCACCCUAGUAGGAACUGCGCACCCUUAUCGCGUUUUGCACAGCCUGUUCGUGUUACUCUCGAACCUGGCGAUAUGCUCUACCUUCCCGCGAUGUGGUAUCAUAAAGUCACCCAAUCAGUUAAGAAAAAUGAUCAUAACGGAUUCGUUGUAGCAGUAAAUUACUGGUACGACAUGAACUUCACCGGCCCCUUGUUUCCUACAGUGUCAUUUCUCCGCGAGAUUAUUUUACCACAACCAGCCAGCCUUUAA
Molecule: messenger RNA, 1011 nt
Organism: Akanthomyces muscarius
Lineage: Eukaryota; Fungi; Ascomycota; Sordariomycetes; Hypocreales; Cordycipitaceae
Exons: 5
Coding region: 1-1011 (336 amino acids)
Molecular function (GO): 2-oxoglutarate-dependent dioxygenase activity
Source: RefSeq, a predicted model, not a curated record